Messenger RNA from Heterocephalus glaber (naked mole-rat), 4728 nucleotides. Lineage: Eukaryota; Metazoa; Chordata; Mammalia; Rodentia; Bathyergidae. The record is from RefSeq and is a predicted model, not a curated record.
GUUCUGAAGGUUGGAUUCUGUUUGCCUUGUAGGCGGGGGAGAGCGUCCUUGAGUAGGCGAUGUCUUACUCAGACCUGAGGGGAAGAGACUUGGGCUCGAGUGUGGGGGUAUACCAUCGGUUGGUGAUGAUAACGUUGGGCUCUAAAGGAAGGAGAUCCUGACAGGGCGAAACCAUUUUGUCUGGAGAGGAAGGAAGCGGGAGUUUGCGUCAUGGUUGGGGGGGGGGAACCUUUGAGAGGGCAAUACCAUUAUCCAGUGGGAGGUGGGAUGUUUAUGAGAGGUAGCACUAUGCCAAGGAACUGGGGAAAGACCCCCCGGAUGUGUUCAUGGGAGGUAGAGAGCCUGUGCCACGGGUGGUAGGGGAUCCUAAGAGGGGGCGGUACCAUUGGAUGAUUAGGGUUGAUCGCAUUAGGCCAAGAAGGCCCUGAAUGGGUGAUACCAUUACUCCCUUAUUGUGGGGAGGACCAGAGGAAGUAAAUGAUACCUUAGAGCUGCGUGGAAGGGAGAUCACUGGACUUUUGGGAGAUACUCUGACCACUUGAUUCCUUUCUUGGGACUCUCAGACUGUGUGAAAUAUAACAUUGUAUCAUGAGUAGGACUUUCUUGAGAGUUCCUCUCUGUGGGGAGACUUUGAAAGGGAGAAAUGCUGAGUCCCAGGGGUGGAAGGGAGGAACUGAGAUCAUUGGGUCCUGAAUGAGGAUGCUAUUCGGGGAUGCUUAGUAAGAGUAAUCAAGCUGGCCCAUGCAAGGACUUUCACUUGAGAGGCCCUGAAGGGUGUAGGGUCAUUCCAUUGGAUCAUGAUUGGUGAGAUCUUGUGAGAGGUGGAGAGGGGGCUUGAGUAAGAAAGAUUGAUUCCACUUGGUCAUGUGUGAGAGAAAACCACUGGGUUCUUUUGGGGAAGGAUUUCAGGGGGUAGAGGAAAGGGUGUUCCAGUUGGAUUAGGACUUAAACGAGACCAGUCACUGGGUCCUGGGGAGGACAGGGGAAAGACCUCGAGCAGACCACCCGAGGGAGAGAAGUGGAGGCUAGUACUUUGAGAGGGAGAGAAAGGUCCUGGUGAGGUAGGUGACAGUGAGUGGGUCUAAGAUAAACUAGCCUCAGGGCUCACCUGGGCUGGUAGAGAGAAGUGUGCUGUUUGGAAUGGCCCAUAUUUCACUUUCCCUUGAUUCUUGAAGGGUGUCUAGACAUGUUUUGUGAAUUGUGAGAGUAGCAGAGCUCUAAGAGGCAUCCUAGUGCAAUGGAAGUUGGGGAGAAUACCAGACACUCUUCCUUUGGGAAAGAGGUAGGAAGGCAGUCUUCUGUUGCAUGCCUUCCGGGGCUUCUAAUCUUGUUAGGACAGUGUUCAGUGUGUGAAGAGGUCAGCCAGGAUGAGGAGGAGGAACUUCAUUCCGUGGGCUCAGCUCCUGGAACUCCGGACGAACAACUACCAGCUUUCAGAUGAACUACGCAAGAGUGGUGUUGAACUUGCCAGUCUUCGACAGAAGGUCGCCUACCUGGAUAAGGAGUUCAGUAAAGCUCAGAAGGCACUGAGCAAGAGCAAGAAAGCUCAGGAAGUUGAGGUACUGCUGAGUGAAAAUGAGAUGCUUCAGGCAAAGCUGCACAGCCAGGAAGAAGACUUCCGUUUGCAGAACAGCACACUUAUGGCCGAAUUCAGCAAGCUCUGCAACCAGAUUGAGCAGCUGGAGCAGGAGAAUCAGCAACUGAAGGAAGGAGCUACUGGAGCAGGGGCCGUCCAAGCUGGCCCCCAUGUGAAUGGGGAGCUAUUGAGACUGCAAGCAGAGAACACAGCCUUACAGAAGAAUGUGGCAGCCCUGCAGGAGCGCUAUGGAAAAGAGGCUGUGAAGUUCUCAAUUGUCAGUGAAGGCCAAGGGGACCCUGCAGGGAGCCUGGACCCCACUGUCCAUACCCCCAUGCCAUUGGCAGAGGUAGAGCUGAAAUGGGAAAUGGAGAAAGAGGAAAAGAGAUUGCUCUGGGAGCAGCUGCAAGGCUUGGAGAGCUCAAAGCAGGCUGAAACGUCGAGGCUGCAGGAGGAACUUGCUAAGCUCUCUGAGAAACUCAAAAAGAAACAAGAAAGUUUUUGCCAUCUGCAGUCAGAAAAGGAGGCACUAUUUAAUGACAGCAGGAACAAGAUCGAGGAGUUGCAACAGCGGAAGGAAGCAGAACUCAAAGCCCAAUUGGCUUGCACCCAGAAGCUACAGCAGGAACUUGAGGCUGCCAAUCAAAGUUUGGCAGAGCUAAGAGAUCAGCGGCAGGGGGAGCGCCUGGAGCAUGCAGCAGCUUUGCGGGCCCUACAGGAUCAGGUGUCUAUCCAGAGUGCAGAUGCGCAGGAACAAGUGGAAGGGCUGUUGGCUGAGAAUAAUGCCUUGAGGACUAGCCUGGCUGCCCUGGAGCAGAUCCAAACAGCAAAGACACAAGAACUGAAUGUACUCCGGGAACAGACCACUGGGCUGACAGCUGAGUUACAGCAACGGCAGGCUGAGUACGAAGAUCUUAUGGGACAGAAAGAUGACCUCAACUCCCAGCUCCAGGAGUCACUACGAGCCAAUAGUCGGUUGCUGGAACAACUUCAGGAAAUAGGUCAGGAGAAGGAGCAGUUGACCCAGGAACUCCAGGAGGCUCGUAAGAGUGCUGAGAAGCGGAAGGCCAUGCUAGAUGAGCUAGCAAUGGAAACACUGCAGGAGAAGUCUCAGCACAAGGAAGAGCUGGGCACAGUCCGACUCCGGCAUGAGAAGGAGGUGCUAGGGGUGCGUGCCCGCUAUGAGCGUGAGCUCCGAGAACUGCAUGAGGACAAGAAACGACAGGAGGAGGAGCUCCGUGGGCAGAUCCGGGAAGAGAAGGCCCGGACACGGGAGCUGGAAAAUCUCCAGCAGACAGUAGAAGAACUUCAAGCUCAGGUGCAUUCCAUGGAUGGAGCCAAGGGCUGGUUUGAACGUCGCUUGAAGGAAGCUGAGGAAUCCUUGCAGCAGCAACAGCAGGAACAAGAGGAAACCCUUAAGCAAUGCCGGGAACAGCAUGCUGCUGAGCUGAAGGGCAAGGAGGAGGAGCUAAAGAGUGUGCGGGAUCAGCUCCAGCAAGCCCAGGAGGAGCGAGAUGACCAUCUGAAGACCAUCACCAGCCUGAAGCAGGAGGUAAAGGACACAGUGGAUGGGCAGCGGAUCCUGGAGAAGAAGGGCAGUGCUGGGCUCAAGGAUCUCAAGCGGCAGCUGCACCUGGAGCGGAAACGGGCUGACAAACUGCAGGAGCGGCUGCAGGACAUCCUCACUAACAGCAAGAGCCGCUCAGGCCUUGAGGAGCUGGUUCUCUCUGAAAUGAAUUCACCAAGCCGGACCCAGACAGGGGACAGCAGUAGCAUCUCCUCCUUCAGCUACCGGGAGAUCUUACGGGAGAAGGAGAGCUCAGCUGCGCCAGCCAGGCCUCUCCCCAAGCUCAUCAAUUUGGCUUCAUAUUGCUACAUGGGGAACAGCGAAUCAUUCUCUCUCUGUGGCCCUAUUUCAUCGUCUGCAGGCUCAUUCUCCCUUUCCUGGCACCUUCAAUCCUUAUCCAGCAGCCCUCAGGCCCAGCCCCCUCGGCCAGCAGAGCUGUCAGACGAGGAAGUGGCUGAGCUCUUUCAGCGCCUGGCAGAGACGCAGCAGGAGAAAUGGAUGCUGGAAGAGAAGGUAAAACACCUGGAGGUGAGCAGCGCCUCCAUGGCAGAGGACCUUUGCCGGAAGAGUGCCAUCAUUGAGACCUAUGUCAUGGACAGCCGCAUUGGUCAGUGCCCCCUCCCCAGCCCUCACCCCUGCUCCCGCCUUCACCUACCCUACCCCCUUGUAUGCUGCUGUGCUGUGGUUUUUCUCCUCUUGGAACUCAAGAAAGCUACUGACAAGACCACAACCCCUGUAGGGAAGAGCAGAGGAGCUCUGUCUUUAUCUCGCCUCCUCUUUCUCUCUGUGGCUCUGUCCUCUCUCCACUCUCCAUUCUCUAGUGGGUUCCCUGGCCUUCUCCAUCUCUUUUAUUCCUCCUCCUCCUUUUCCCCUCUCCUCUUUCUCCCUCCCUCUGUCUUCUCCCUGUGUCUCUUUUCCUGCCUCUCUUUCAUUCUCUCUCACUGGCUAUAUUGUUUUCUCUCUGUGUAUUUUUUUUCCUUGUAUCUUUAUUCCUUUUGGGGUCCUAUCACUUCUCCUUGCCCCUCUCUUCCUCUCCUACCCAUCUUCCAUAUUAUUUUCCCUUUUCUCUCUCCUCCCUGUUCUUAUCUCUUUUGUGCCUUUCUUUGAAACCUCCUCACAGAUUUUUCUUUAUUAACCUGAACAAUAUCCACUGACAUGUGCUGAGGAUUUACUGUGUGCUGUGUGCUUUGUAUGCAGUCAGUCAUAUGCAUUUUUCAGCCAUAUGAGCUAGGUAUUGUCCCUAUUUCUCAGGACUGUAUGGCUAUUAAGGGAUAGAGCUGAGUUUCACAUGUUGAAGCCUGCACCUCCUACAUAACAUGGCUUCUCUCCUUCCCUCUCUCCUGCUCUUUGUUUCCCUCUUUUCUCUUCUGGCUCUGCCCAUCUCUCCUCUGGCUCUGCCGAGGGGGUGGUGCUCAGCCUGGGCCCUUGCAGAUGUGUCUGUGGCAGCAGGCCACACAGACCGCAGUGGGCUGGGCAGCGUCCUGAGAGACCUAGUGAAGCCCGGCGAUGAGAACCUUCGGGAGAUGAACAAGAAGCUGCAGAACAUGCUGGAGGAACAGCUCACCAAGAAUAUGCACUUGCAUAA